GGACAUAACCUUAAAAAUAUUCAAAGAUAUUUUUUCCUUGAUUUCUGUAAUUUAACUUCCUGUAAAGUGAUUAUUCAUACGUAAAAUAAUUAUUGACUAUGCUAUAAACGAAAGGCGUCAAGUUCGCAUAAUAUAAAUCCGUUAAUAUAUUUAUCUUGAAAUGCCUGAAUGCAAUAGAAAUGAAGAGAUGUACCGAAACAGAAUUAUCUUGGCCCCCAUGGUACGAGUGGGUACUCUUCCAAUGAGAAUUUUGUCUUUGAGAUAUGGAGCAGACCUUGUGUAUACCGAAGAGUUGAUCGACUGGAAGUUUUUGAAAUCAGUUCGAGUAGAAAACCAGAUAUUACAAACUGUUGAUUUCAUCGACCCAACGGAUGGAACAAUCAUCUUCAGAACAUGUAAUACAGAGAAAAAAAAAGUUAUUGUGCAGCUAGGCACUUGCGACCCAGAACGAGCACUCAAAGUUGCCAAGAUGAUUGAAAAUGAUGUUGCAGGAAUUGACAUUAACAUGGGAUGCCCCAAAGAGUUUUCAUUAAAAGGAGGAAUGGGUGCAGCCCUCUUAACACAGCCUGAAAGAGCCAAAAAUAUUUUAAAAACAUUGGUUGAUAAUGUUUCCAUUCCAAUUACUUGCAAAAUAAGAGUUUUUGAAAGUGUCGAAGAAACUGUGAAGUUAGUUAAUGAACUGGUUUCUACUGGAAUUUCUGCUAUAGCUAUUCAUGGGAGGACAAAGACUGAAAGACCUCAACAUUUUAAUAGAAAUGAAACGAUUAAAAUAAUCGCACAAAGGGUGAACAUUCCUGUGAUAGCCAAUGGGGGCUCUAGAGAAAUAGAAAAAUAUGAAGAUAUUCAUAAAUUUAAGGAGGCAUGUGGAGUAUCUAGUGUAAUGAUAGCAAGGGCAGCUGAAGGUAAUUGUUCAAUAUUCAGCAAAGAGGGCAAAAAACCACUUGAUGAUGUUAUCAUUGAGUACCUGAGAUUAUGUAUAGAAUAUGACAAUUCCCCAAGUAAUACAAAGUACUGUGUCCAAAAUAUGUUGAAGGAAUUACAAGAGACUCCCAGGGGAAAGAAAUUUUUAGAGUGUCAGACUCUAGAACAAAUUUGUGCUAUUUGGGAUCUAGGUGGUUAUUGUCGCAAAAAACAAUUAGAAUUCCAGAAUAAGGGGAUGAUUGGCAGGAGAGAAGUUUGUCCAGAUAUGUUUUCCCCUGCUAGGAAAAAAAUUAAGACUUCAUGUGAUGAUAUCACAGAACAUAAAUGUGCAUUCAUUAGAGUAAAUUAUUCGAGUGAUCCAGAAUUACCUAAAUCAAAAUUAAUUGCGCACUGUAAUAAACUUAAAGUGAAACUACCUAAAUAUGAAACGAUUAGCAAAGAUAAACUAUUUCGGUCAAUUGUCACAUUCCAAGGAAAAAAAUAUUCCUCAAAUUACUGGGAAAAGAAUAAACGUUUCGCGGAACAAGGGGCAGCAUUGGCGUGUAUUUACUCGAUAGGUCUAGUUGAUAAAAAAGAAUUGGUAGAAAAUGGGAGUAUCUUAGAAUGAAAAUUGUAUGAGGAAACAAAUCAUUGGCUUAUAUACUACCACGAAUUUUGCUGGAGCAUCUGGACAUUGGAGGAGGACGAAA
Messenger RNA from Coccinella septempunctata (seven-spotted ladybird), 1610 nucleotides. It is a transcript of the gene Dus2, whose product is annotated as tRNA-dihydrouridine(20) synthase [NAD(P)+]-like. The transcript is spliced from 6 exons. Gene Ontology annotation, molecular function: tRNA binding; flavin adenine dinucleotide binding; tRNA dihydrouridine synthase activity. Gene Ontology annotation, biological process: tRNA dihydrouridine synthesis. Gene Ontology annotation, cellular component: cytoplasm. NCBI's taxonomy places the organism in Eukaryota, Metazoa, Arthropoda, Insecta, Coleoptera, Coccinellidae. The record is from RefSeq and is a predicted model, not a curated record. Bases 161 to 1528 code for a protein of 455 amino acids.